This is a messenger RNA of Ahaetulla prasina, 5560 nucleotides long. RefSeq names its product solute carrier family 35 member E4 (gene SLC35E4). The transcript is spliced from 2 exons. Gene Ontology annotation, molecular function: antiporter activity. Gene Ontology annotation, cellular component: Golgi apparatus. The record is from RefSeq and is a predicted model, not a curated record. NCBI's taxonomy places the organism in Eukaryota, Metazoa, Chordata, Lepidosauria, Squamata, Colubridae. The coding region runs from base 718 to 1776 and encodes 352 amino acids.
UGAUGAGCUGUCCCGGCCAGACCCAACCUUCCUCCGUCCGUCUGGCAUUGGCACAGGAUUGGUGCCUGACGGUUAGAUGGUGUCCUCUCUCCAAUUCACUCCCUAGUUACCCGAAGGUGGAGCUUUCUGCCAGCCUAAACUUGGUGUCGCUUCCUCUCCGCUCGGAUCCCGCACGUGGCCGAGCCCAAGCCGGCCCGGCUGCAGGAGGAGGGGAAGGAGCGGGUCUUGGGUGUGCCAGGGAGGCUGGAAGGCAACCCGGCUGGCUGCAGCACCACCGGAGAGGCGACAAGACGGCUUAUUCGGGGCCCUUUUUCCGAAGCAUCGAAUGAGAAGGUCUCCGGCUAUCUUUGCCAUGUGAGGAGCCUGUGUUUUGUUUCUAAGUUCUCGAACAACAGCAACGUGGGAGUUCCCUGCCGGCCUGGGAAAAGACCACAAACAGGCAAGGAAAGGAAAUCUGAUCCCGGGUGACUCACAGGGAGGGAGAGCGGAGAGCAAGAAGGCGAAAGGAGGAAGAAGGCGAAAGGAAGGAUUGCUCGGAAGAAGCACCACCACCACUCCCCGAAGGAUUCCAGCUCUGAGGAAGGGGCAACUGAGCAGCCCUCCUGCUUGGCUUGGAGAGGACCCUCCAGACCGGCGGAGACCCUCGCUGGGGUCUCCAGACUUCGUCCCCGGUUGCAAAAGGGACUCCGUUGCGCCCGUGCCAGAUCGCCGUCCCCGAUGUGCCUGCCGGUGGGGAAGAAGCACGAUGCCGUGAUGGGCUCGGCCGCCGAAACCUGGCCGCUCUUGCCCUGGAAGCAGGAUCCCGGGCAGCGCUGGGGGCGGAGGCUGCUUUCCCGGUGGCGCCACACCCUGCCCUUGGUGGCCACCAUCCUGACGUGGCUGGCCACGGGCUCCACCAUGUCCAGCCUGAACAAGUGGAUUUUCGCCAUCCACAAUUUCCGCUACCCGGUCUUGCUGUCCUCCUUACACAUGCUGACGGCCGUAGUGGUGGGCAGGCCCCUCGCCAGGCUCCAGGCCGGAAGGUCGGGGCACCCAUCCCUCCAUCCCAAAACCCGGCUCCGGGUUUUCCUGCUGAGCUUGACCUUCUGCGCCAGCGUGGCUUUUGGGAACCUGGGGCUCAACCACGUCCAGCUGGACUUCGCCCAGAUGGUGUACACCACGACCCCACUCUUCACCCUGACCCUCUCGGAGCUGCUCCUGCGGAAGCGCCACCACCCCUUGCAGUACGUGGCCAUGGGCCCCAUUUGCCUGGGGGCCUCCCUCAGCUUCGUGGGGGAAGUGCACUUCGAUCAAGCCGGCUGCUGCUUCCUCUUCGCCGCCACUUUCCUGCGGGGCCUGAAGUCCAUUCAGCAAAGUACCCUCCUGCAGGAAGAACACCUGAACUCCUUGAGGCUCUUGUGCCUCACUUCACUGCCCAGCUUCUGCCUCCUCUUCGUGGCCGCGCUGGGCCUGGAGCUGGGCUGGGCCUGGGAGGGCCUGCUAGCCUACGAGGCCAGCCUCUGGACCUGCGUGCUGCUCAGCUGCCUGGGCUCGGUCCUUUACAACUUGGCCAGCUUCUGCAUCCUCUCGCUGACCUCCGCCCUGACCAUCCACGUCCUGGGGAACUUUAACGUGGUGGGCAACUUGCUUCUCUCCCAUUGGCUUUUCGGAAGCCACCUGACGUUGCUGAGCUACGCGGGCAUCGCCCUCACUCUGCUGGGUGUCCUCAUGUACCAUCACUCUGAAGGUCUCGCCGCUUGCUGGCGCUCGCGGGCGGGCCGAGCCAAAAAAGAGUAGGUGGGCGGGGAGGGGUGUGUGUGUGUGUGUCAGAAUCGUGUGUGGAACGGCGACCUUUCUGACGGUGAGCUCAUCCUCUCCUUCUGCUGGGCUACAGCAGGCCUUGGGAUCUCCCGUAAAUCCUAUUGGCGGUCAGGAUCGGCAAACAACAGCCUGCAUACGGGAAAACCCUCUUGCGGGUGGAGUAAAACCACUGCGGGCUGAAUAUGCACAACAAACAGAGCCAUGGAUUAUGACUUGGGAACCUCAAACGCGAAGUUGUGUCACCUCUUUGGAGUCCCAACUACCGGAUGGCUUCGCUUAAGCCAUCUAAAUUGGGCUAAAUCCGGUCCAAAAACUCUGAGAAGGAAGGUUUUUUUUUUCCCCGUCUCCAAACAGGUCCCUGUGUGGUUUUAAUGAUUUUAUAAUUCCGGGCAAGGAUGAUAGUAAACAGUUUUUACGAAAUACUUUUGCCUGCCCGGCGCAGGUGAGUGUGAGACGAAUUCUGAUUUCCCCCAAAAAAAGACGCCAGAAAGUUUUAACUUUAUGUUGUUGUUUGUUGUUGUUUUUCAAGUUAAGGAGAUUUCCAGGUUUGGAAUCUGGUCUUUGGAAAGAGAAUAAGUUAUUUUUUCAUUAAUAGUUGUGUUCGUCAGCCUUGGCAAACUUGAAGAUGGGCAGACUUCAACUCCCACAAUGCCCCAGUCAGCUUGGUUGGCUGGUUCAGGAAUUCUGGGAGUUGAAGUCCGCCCAUCUUCAAGUUACCAAGGUUAAGAAACACUGCUUCGUAAGAUGUCCUACAGAUGUAGUGCCUCUUCCGCAAGAUUUGUUUAUGGUUUAUUGUAUUUAUUUUUAUACUGCGGUAUUUCCCGGAGAUUCCUGGGGAUUUAACUGUAAUUUCAAAAACACAUCAAAACGACACAACUUGGGAUCUGCACAAGGUGGCAGGAUCAUUCUAAGCUAUCAUGUUGGAGAAAUGAUAGGCAGGAGGAAGGGGCUGCCAUUUUGAAGCGGAUGACCACUUUGGCUUUGAAGGGAGUUGAUGUGUCGGUCAGGCUGGGGAAGUAAGGCCAGGGGUCCCACUGACCUGUUAGAACAGGGGUCUCCAACCUUGGCAACUUUAAGACUUGUGGACUUCAACUCCCAGAGUUCUGGGAGUUGAAGUCCACAAGUCUUAAAGUUGCUGAAGUUGGAGACCCCUGUGUUAGAGUAAAGGAACGUGUGCACAGAAUUUCUCCAGUCCAAAUUAUAUCUGAGUAUUCUUAAUUUUGGUAGCACCUGUAGUCUGCUUGCAAAAAAGAGAUUCUUUGGGAGAUUCAUCAUCAUCUUCUUUUAACGGACCAAUAAUCCCUUGCAGGGUGGAGUCUGGGCAGCUGAGUGGAGCCGAGUGUUUUCCUGGCCGGAUGCCCUUCCCUGUUGCCAAUGCGGAGUUUUGUUCAGCAGAUAAUAUUCUCAUUGUGCCCAGAGAGAGAAAUAUCGGCCUCAACUUAGGAUCGAACUCACAGCCUUCCUGAUUGUGAGGCGACAGCUCCACCUCUAGGCCACCUCUUAAAUAAGGUCACCUUUGCACAAGUGAUUUCAUGACACACGUCGGUACCUCAACCCUACGGUCCUAUCAGGGUAUAUCGGUAACUCUACGUUAUUUUUCUGCAACUGCGCAGAAGACGAUCUCAGUUCAUCUGCUUUUCCCGCCUGGGGGGCGGGGGGUUGAUCGUACAGGAAUGUGGGGUGUUACUGUGUGGCCGUCAUAAUGGAAAUGUUGUGGCUGUGUAUCUUUCUGUACCCGGACUGGAUGUGUAGAGGACAUUAUGCUGUGGUUUGUUUAACUGUGAUCUACUGAAAAAGCCACCGGGCUGAGUUUGCACAGUAUAUGCCAGGGGUCGGCAACCUUAAACGCUCAAAUGAGCCAUUUGGACCUGUUUCCCAGGGGCCACAAACACCUGGGUGGGCGUGGCCAACUCGACGUCACUCCCUCCCACCCAGUCACAUGACACCCUCCCUAGCCACGCCUACCCAGCUGGUCAUUAGGGCAGAGAACUGGUUGUUAAAAAACACCGGGAACCACAAAAACCUUUCUCACAGGACCUCUCUCUCAAUCCCUCCCUCCCUCUCUCUCCCCCUCUCUCUGUAUCUUCUAUCUCUCUCUCUCUCUCCCCCUCUCUCUGUAUCUCACUGUCUCUGCCCUGACUGCUUCUCCAUCCCACCGCUGUUGCCCUUACCUUCUCAGGCCAGGCGAGGAGUGUGUGGGAGGGGAGGACGAGUGGCGGAGCCAGCCAGUGGUGGGAUCACCCGACAGGGAGCCACAGCAGAGGGCCCAAGAGCCGCGUGCGGCUCUGGAGCCGCAGGUUGCCGACACCUGGUAUUUGCUAAGCCAUAAGGCGCUGUUUAUAUAGAUCACAAGCCCACAUAAACCACAUCUGGGCUUAGCAUCAGCAUUAUCCUACAAUCUGCAUUGUUUGGUGCUAUAGACGAUUAGUUGUUAGACCACUGCUUGGAAGGACCAGGCAAAUAAAGCUAUUCUUCCCUGACUCCUUUAAAGAUUUUUUUUUAUCGUGGAUUGCAAGACAUACAGAUAACCACAGAUAGGCAGCAAGGAGAUACAAAAAAACAAAACAAAAACCCUUCUGCUACUUUGCUGCCAUCUAGUGGUAAUCUAGCAACUUGCAGGCCAGAAAAAGCUCGUCUCCACUUGUUCCUAAAGCACACACACACACAGGGCAUUCGAUUCCUGUAUUAAGAUCUUGGCUGCAUCAAACCACGUUUUUCGCAUUCUAGAUGAAACCGAUACUAACUGAUAACGGGUUGAGACGCUUAUUGAGAAGGUCCGCUCUCCCUAGGCUCCAGAGCCUUUCUAGGAGUCUGGGGAGGGCGAAAAACGGGCCUAACGGACCCACCAUACCAUCGCAUGCCAAAAGCGGGGGGGGAGCACGGGGUGGGUCGUGUGUGCAUGUGGGGAGGUGCAUAGAAUUAUGGGUGUAGGCACAUGAUCACGCAACCCAACCUUAAGAAUGUUAAGGCAUGCGGAUUUCAACUCUCAGAAUUCCCCAGCCAGCACAGCUGGCUGGGGGAAUUCUGGGAAUCGAAGUCCACACAUCUUAAAACGUUCCUGAGGUUGAGAAACACUGCAAUAGGUUCUUAGUUUAGAGGGGAAAAAAUGUUAUCGAAGCAGUCCACUGUUGAUAUGGUGGGUUCCUCCUUCGUACUUUUCUGAAUUAACCGCUAUUUGGCUGUCCUCCUAAUAGAACGGAGAGACACCCCCCCUAAAAAUUGUUACAUUUUAAAAAUUAUUUUAAAUUAUUUCUAAAUUAUUAAAAUCAUAGGGACGCUGAGCUUGCCGAUCAAAAGGUUGGCAGUUCAGCGGUUCGAAUCCCUAGUGCUGCCGCCUAAAGGGUUGAGCUCCCGUGACUUGUUCCAGCUUCUGCCAACUUAGCAGUUCGAAAGCACGUAAAAAAUGCAAGUAGAAAAAUAGGGACCACCUUUGGUGGGAAGGUCACAGCGGUCCGUGCGCCUUUGGUGGUUGAGUCAUGCCGGCCACAUGACCACGGAGACGUCUUCGGACAGCGCUGGCUCUUCGGCUUUGAAAUGGAGAGGAGCAUCGGCCCCUAGAGUCGGGAAUGACUAGCACACAUGUGCGAGAGAAACCUGUACCUUUUAAAAUUACGGCUUCCGGCUCAUAGACUCUUGUCAUCCCUGGGCUGGGACUUUUUCAGAAUCGUAUCUUCCUGUUUAGGGAUCCUUUGCUCCUUCUUUGAUACCCAGGCCUUGCAAUGGAACAGCGAUUAUGUUUUGCGACGUUUAUUAUCUUGGG